GUGAUGUGGCCGAAGGAACAAGCCAAAGAUAAACACGUCGCCGUUGCAAACCGGGGCAUAAAAGCGUAAAUUUCACAGGAGACGCGAAAUCUGUAAAAUGAAGCGAAGGAGAGGGAUUUGAAGAGAGUUUGCAAGCUCUUCCAUGUUUUAAUGCAACGUAAAAAGAGGAAUUCUGUGUAAUAUUGUGACGGUGCAAGUUUUGGUGACGUUUCAGUGCAGAUUUUGGUGGCGUUUUGGUGCAGAUUUGGCUGAUUUCCAGUGAUUUUGGAGCAGACACUGUUGAUUUUGGUACAGUUUCAUUAUUUUGGACCGGUCCCAGUUAGUCGUCUGCAAGAUGGUGCGAGCGGCGCUGGUCACUGCCUCCAGUCUGGCCCUGACCGCGGCUGUGGUGGCUCAUGCGUACCUCCUCAAACAGCAGUUCUACCCUACUGUGGUGUACCUUACCAAGAGCAGCCCCAGCAUGGCCGUGCUGUACAUCCAAGCCUUUGUCUUGGUCUUUCUUUUGGGGAAGUUCAUGAGGAAAGUUUUCUUCGGGCAGCUCCGAGCGGCUGAAAUGGAGCACCUGAUUGAGCGGUCAUGGUACGCAGUCACAGAGACGUGUUUGGCCUUCACAGUUUUCAGAGAUGAUUUCUCUCCUCGGUUUGUGGCUCUCUUCACUCUGCUCCUGUUCCUGAAGUGCUUCCAUUGGCUUGCUGAGGACCGCGUUGACUUUAUGGAGCGGAGUCCCAACAUCUCCUGGCUCUUUCACAUGAGGGUUUUAUCUCUAAUGGCUCUGCUAGCCGUUCUGGACUUCCUGUUUGUGAAUCACGCCUGUCACAGCAUCAUCACCAGAGGAGCUUCAGUUCAGCUCGUCUUUGGAUUCGAGUACGCGAUUCUCUUGACUAUGGUUCUGACGACGUUCAUCAAAUACGUGUUGCACUCAGUUGACCUCCAGAGUGAAAACCCCUGGGACAAUAAGGCUGUUUAUAUGUUAUACACAGAACUGUUCACAGGGUUUAUAAAGGUUCUCCUGUACAUCGCAUUUAUGACGAUCAUGAUCAAAGUUCACACGUUCCCUCUGUUCGCCAUCAGACCUAUGUAUCUGUCUAUGAGACAGUUUAAAAAAGCGGUGACAGACGCCAUCAUGUCCCGAAGAGCCAUUCGUAACAUGAAUACACUGUAUCCAGAUGCCACUCCUGAAGACCUCCAGACCUCUGACAACGUUUGUAUCAUCUGCAGAGAAGAAAUGGUGACAGGAGCCAAGAAACUGCCCUGUAACCACAUAUUCCACUCCAGCUGCCUGCGCUCUUGGUUCCAGAGGCAGCAAACUUGUCCCACCUGUCGGAUGGAUGUGCUCCGUGCGUCGAACCCUCAACCUGCUCCUGCCGCUGCUCCCGCUGCACCUGCCAACGCCCCUGCACCUGUCAAUGCUCCUGCUCCUGCCAACAACAAUGUGGGUCCUGGAAUGAUGCCCGCGUUCCCGCCUGGAGUGUUCCCGUUCUGGGGUCCUUUUCCUCCGGUGCCCCCUCCUGCUCCUGCUGCAGUGCCCCCUGGUGCUGAUGCUGCUCCAGGCACCUCUGAGGGCUCACAGGGCGCAGCCUCCAGCACUGCUCCCUUUUCAGACUCUGCCCCUGCUCCUGGUGCUCCUCCUCCAGGCUCCUCUCUCCCUGGGUUCCCCUUCUCUUUCCCUCCUCCUCCUUUCCCCUCCGCACCCUGGCUGCCCGUACCCCCUCCGCCUCCGUUUGUCUCCUCCAUGCCCCCUGCCCCUCCCUCUCUCUCCUCUCUCUCAGAUCAGGAGCUACAGGACUUGGAGGCCGAAGGAAGGAGGGGCCUCGAGGCCCGGCUUCAGUGUCUGCAGAACAUCCACACUCUAUUGGAUGCUGCCAUGUUGAACAUUCACCACUACCUCAGCACGGUGGCCACGCUCACUCCUCCUCGAACAGAUGUAGCUAAUGCUACCGGAGCUAGCUCUACUGGAGCUAACACGACAGAAAGUGACACAUCUAGAACAACUGCAGGUUCAGAGGCUGGACCAGCAGAGGGUGCUAUAGCCGCGGACUCUGUAGGUGGUGCCACUGCCCUCUCUCAGCCCGCAGACUCCACCUCAGCCUCAGAGAGUGAGAGCAGAGACAGAUCCGACGAUGUCGAUCAGGGAGAGGAUGGAGAGCCCAACGCUGCCGAGCUCAGACGAAGAAGAUUGAGGAAACUAGAGACGCCAGCUUCCCCUGCUCCCCCUUCUGAGGGCUGAGCACUGAUCACAUGAUUCUUCCCCGAUCACAUGACCCCUUGAGGUCGGAUUACAUGACCGCAUCACAUGACUCUUAUGUCACUUGAGGAGACUCUGAUGGACAGAAAAACCUAGAGUGUGAUUUUGGUUUGUCAAAUGUUGUCGCCAAAACAAAAGUUAAGCUUCUGCAAAAUGAUUAAGGAUUAAAUCAGGUUUAAAGCAGAACUAAAGCAGGACUGGGCCAUCUCUUUACGGGGCUAAAGAAAGACUGCAAAAUGAUCCAGGACUAAACCAGGACUAAAGAUCCAGCACUCUAUAAAGUCUAAAUAGGGGGUCUACGUUAUGGUUAAAUUGCUCUGCUUCAUUUCUGAUUUAGUCCUGGUUUAGCACUAAUUCAGUAUGGAUUAAUGCUAAAUUAUUUACUGGAACUUCCAAAGCUUCCUGCAAUCCUGCUUUAGUCUUGGUUUAGUCCCAACCUGGACCCAAAUCAGUCCUGGUUUAGUCCUGGUUUAGUCCUGGUUUAGUCCGCUUUUAGACCUGCGUUAAGCCUGCUGUAGUUUGGGUCUAGACCUGGUUUAGUCCUGGUUUAGACCUGGUUUAGUCCUGGUUUAGACCUUGUAUAGCCAGGAGUAAACCAGGACUAAAAAAGUCACAAAGUCAUUGACGAUUUGUAUUUAUUUCUCCAUUUGGCCCCUGGACCCCAGUGCCAUGCUGAAAUAGGAUCUAAUUUCUAUGGAAUAUUUGAGACUUCGCUUGCACUUUUGUGGGGAAUUUGAGUUUUUGAAAUAAUAAAACAAUUAUUAUUUUUUUAGUUUGUUUCAGUUUCAGCUGUUGGAGAUAUUAAUUUGAUCCAUGUACAUAAUGUAAAAAGAGUUUUAAUAGCAUCUGUACAUAUGAGAAUAAACUUUGGCUGAAAACCAUGA
Messenger RNA from Periophthalmus magnuspinnatus, 3129 nucleotides. It is a transcript of the gene syvn1, whose product is annotated as synovial apoptosis inhibitor 1, synoviolin. The record is from RefSeq and is a predicted model, not a curated record. The coding region runs from base 335 to 2227 and encodes 630 amino acids. The transcript has 16 exons. NCBI's taxonomy places the organism in Eukaryota, Metazoa, Chordata, Actinopteri, Gobiiformes, Gobiidae. Gene Ontology annotation, cellular component: cytoplasm.